AUGGCUCCCACCAACCUUCCUACCAUUCCCGCCAUGAACCGUGACAAGCCUCUCUUCCCCACUGGCACCGCUGAGGGCGAGGCUACCGUCAUCUUCGUCCUCGGUGGUCCCGGUGCUGGCAAGGGCACUCAGUGCAGCAACAUUGUCCGCGACUACGGCUUCAAGCAUCUCUCUGCUGGUGAUUUGUUGCGCGAAGAGCAGGACCGUCAGGGUAGUGAUUUCGGCGACCUGAUCAAGGAAUACAUCCGUGACGGCAAGAUUGUCCCCAUGGAGGUCACCAUCCAAUUGCUCGAGAACGCCAUGCAGGCCACCAUCAAAAACGACGGCGUCAACAAAUUCCUCAUCGAUGGCUUCCCCCGCAAGAUGGACCAAGCCAUUCAAUUCGAAAAGUCUGUCUGCAAGAGCAACUUCACUCUCUUCUUUGAGUGCACCGAGAAGGUCAUGGAGGAGCGUCUGCUCAACCGCGGCAAGACCAGCGGCAGAGCCGAUGACAACGAGGAGAGCAUCCGCAAGCGUUUCAGAACCUUUGUCGAGACCAGCAUGCCUGUCGUCGAGUACUUUGACAAGGAUGGCCGUGUCGUCAAGAUCCAGGCUGUUCAGACCCCUGACGAGGUCUACGAGCACGUCAAGCUUGGUUUUGCUGAGCGUGGCAUCAAGCUUGUCUAG
Aureobasidium uvarum is the source of this 666-nucleotide messenger RNA. The record is from the annotation of a GenBank genome assembly. NCBI's taxonomy places the organism in Eukaryota, Fungi, Ascomycota, Dothideomycetes, Dothideales, Saccotheciaceae.